Leptonychotes weddellii (Weddell seal) is the source of this 1949-nucleotide messenger RNA. Lineage: Eukaryota; Metazoa; Chordata; Mammalia; Carnivora; Phocidae. The record is from RefSeq and is a predicted model, not a curated record.
AUGUCGCGAAUCUACCUUCUGCCACACCUCCUUCCAUCCAAACCCGGCCUGGACACUCACGGAAUGCGGCACCCCAAGGCCAACACCAUUCAGAGAGUGUUUAAGAUGAGUUUUGUUCCUGUCGGCUUCUGGCAAAGGUUUAUAGCACGGAUGCUGAUCAGCCUGGCGGAGAUGGACCUGCAGCUUUUUGAAAACAGGAAGAAUACUAAAAGCAGACACAGGAAAGUCACCAUUUAUAGUUUUACAGGAAGCCAGAGAAAUCGCUGCAGCACAUUCAGAGUGAAAAGAAAUCAGACCAUCUACUGGCAGGAAGGGCUCCUGGUCACUUUUGAUGGGGGCUACCUCAGUGUGGAAUCCUCAGAUGUGAACUGGAAAAAGAAAAAAAGCGGAGGAAUAAAAAUCAUUUGCCAGUCAGAAAUGAGGGACUUCUCUGCCAUGGCUUUUAUCACAGACCAUGUCAACUCCCUGAUUGAUCAGUGGUUUCCCGCCCUGACGGCCACAGAGAGCGACGGGACCCCGCUCAUGGAGCAGUAUGUUCCCUGCCCCGUGUGCGAGACCUCCUGGGCCCAGCACACGGACCCGAAUGAGAAAGCAGAGGGCGUGCAGUACUUCGACAUGGAAGACUGCGUGCUCACAGCCAUUGAGCAGGACUUCAUCUUCUGCCCCAGACACCCCGACCUCCCCGUGCCUCUCCAGGAGCUGGUUCCCGAGCUGUUCAUGACCGACUUCCCAGCCAGGCUCUUCCUAGAAAACAGCAAGCUGGAGCACAGCGAGGACGAGAGCAGCGUCCUGGGCCAGGGCGGAAGCGGCACCAUCAUCUACCGGGCCCGGUACCAAGGCCAGCCUGUGGCGGUGAAACGGUUCCAGAUCAAGAAAUUCAAGAACUUGGCCAACGCCCCAGCGGACACCAUGCUGAGGCACCUGCGGGCCACGGACGCCAUGAAGAACUUCUCGGAGUUCCGGCAGGAGGCCAGCAUGCUGCACGCCCUACAGCACCCCUGCAUCGUGUCGCUCAUAGGCAUCAGCAUCCACCCUCUCUGCUUCGCCCUGGAGCUCGCCCCUCUGGGCAGCCUCAACACUGUGCUGUCUGAGAAUGCCAAAGAUUCUUCCUUUAUGCCCCUGGGACACAUGCUCACCCAAAAAAUAGCCUACCAGAUUGCCUCCGGCCUGGCCUACCUGCACAAGAAAAACAUCAUCUUCUGUGACCUGAAGUCGGACAACAUUCUCGUCUGGUCUCUUGACGUCAAGGAGCACAUCAACAUCAAGCUGUCGGACUACGGGAUUUCACGGCAGUCAUUUCAUGAGGGUGCCCUCGGCGUGGAGGGCACCCCCGGCUACCAGGCCCCGGAGAUCAGGCCUCGCAUCGUGUAUGACGAGAAGGUAGACAUGUUCUCCUAUGGAAUGGUGCUCUAUGAGUUGCUCUCGGGACAGCGGCCAGCACUGGGCCACCACCAGCUUCAGAUUGCCAAGAAGCUGUCCAAGGGCAUCCGCCCUGUCCUGGGACAGCCAGAGGAGGUGCAGUUCCAUCGGCUCCAGGCCCUCAUGAUGGAGUGCUGGGACACGAAGCCUGAGAAGCGACCGCUGGCCCUGUCGGUGGUGAGCCAGAUGAAGGACCCGACCUUUGCAACGUUCAUGUACCAGCUACCCUGCGGGAAGCAGACCACCUUCUUCUCCUCCCAAGGCCAGGAGUACAUGGUGGUGUUCUGGGACGGGAAAGAGGAGUCCAGGUAAUGUCCCGAGGUUGGCUGUGCCCUGCUAGUAUCGGUGGGGGGGGACUGUGGAAUUGGGGAGCAGGCAGGGAUGACCAUGGUGAGAAAUGUCUAGUGGACAGUGGGUUAAAAGCCUGAUGGAGUUCGCUCCAGAGAGAAAACUUGAGUCCACACAAAUAGAUAGGCAUGUAGGCAUUUGUGGUUAAAAGAAGCAAAGAGAAGAUGGGGUCUGCCAGGGUG